This is a messenger RNA of Salarias fasciatus (jewelled blenny), 1741 nucleotides long. RefSeq names its product DNA primase subunit 2 (gene prim2). NCBI's taxonomy places the organism in Eukaryota, Metazoa, Chordata, Actinopteri, Blenniiformes, Blenniidae. The transcript has 14 exons. Gene Ontology annotation, biological process: DNA replication, synthesis of primer; DNA replication initiation. The record is from RefSeq and is a predicted model, not a curated record. Gene Ontology annotation, cellular component: alpha DNA polymerase:primase complex. Bases 79 to 1629 code for a protein of 516 amino acids.
UUGAACAGCCCACUUCGUUUGGCGGGACUGAUAUUUUGUCGCUCUCCUCUGCUCCAUCGUCCUAUUUUCUAAGGCACCAUGCUGUUCUCGGGCAGAAGAAGGAAGUUGGCCGUUAACGCUCAGACCGAGAUCUAUGGCCAGCCUCUGCAGUUCUACGGACAGCCUCCUCUUGAAAACAUCUCUCUCUCUGAGUUUGAGACGUUUGCGGUGGACCGACUGAAGCUGCUGAAGACUGUUGAGACUUUAGGAGUGAGCUACGUCAAGGCGUCCGAGCAAUACUCAUUUAAACUGAUGAACGAGUCCAAAAGCCUGAACUUUCCUUACCGACCAGAGGCUGGGAGUAUGGAUGACAGAAAACCUCAGCCUGGACCAACUGAGUAUGACAAACGGAGAAAGGAUCACAUCUCUCACUUCAUUCUCAGACUCGCCUACUGCCAAACGGAGGACCUGAGGCGAUGGUUCAUACAGCAGGAAGUCGAUCUUUUCCGCCACCGCUUCUCUGAGCUGCAUCCAAAACAAAAGCUGGAAUUUCUCCACAGGAAUAAUCUGCAAUAUGACACGAUCAGCGUCGAGGAGAAAAAAGCUCUGCAGGAUAAACUCAUCAGCUCCAGUGCUGGCAUCAGUGGGAUCACCGUGGAAGACCAGGACUUCUACAAAGUUCCCUUUCAGGAUGCUCUGGAUGUGGUGCGCAUGAGGAAGGUGUACCUCAAAGCAGGCUACGUCUACAUCCCACACCAGGACAUCGUCACCAUCGUUCUGAAUGACUUCCGCACCAGGCUCUCCAAGGCUCUGGCCUUGACAGCUCGCUCGCUGCCAGCGGUGCAUUCUGAUGAACGGCUCCAGCCGCUCCUUAACCACCUCAGCCAUGCGUAUGUGGGACAGGAUUACAGCAUCCAGAAGAACGUCGGGAAGAUCUCCUUGGAGCAAAUUGAUUCACUUUCAGCGAAGUCGUUCCCGCUCUGCAUGAGGCAGCUCCACCAGGCCCUACGGGAGAACCACCACCUCCGCCACGGAGGCCGCAUGCAGUACGGCCUCUUCCUCAAAGGGAUCGGCCUCUCCCUGGAGCAGGCGCUGCAGUUCUGGAGGUCGGAGUUCAUCAGAGGCAAAGUGGACGCAGACAAGUUUGACAAAGCGUAUGCCUACAGCGUCCGCCACAUGUUUGGCAAAGAAGGCAAGCGAACAGACUACACCCCCUUCAGUUGCAUGAAGGUGAUUUUAUCAAACCCACCCAGCCAAGGCGAUCAUCAUGGUUGCCCAUUUCGUCACAGCGACCCGGAGCUGCUGAAGCAGAAGCUCCAGUUCUACAAGGUGUCUCCCAGCGGGAUCCAUCAGAUCCUGGAGCUGGUGAAAGGGAUGCACUACCAGCUGGCGUGCCAGAAAUACUUUGAGCUGACGCACAAUGUUGAAGACGCCACUUUCUCGCUCAAUCACCCCAACCAGUACUUUACGGAAAGCCAGAAACUUUUGGGCACGGGCAGAGACAUGAAGCGAGAGACGGACGGCGCACAGAGGUCUCAGGAGAACGCUUCCACUAAAGGGUCCAGCACAGCUCGAGAGGCCGCGGCGAAGCCCCCCCAGCAGAUCGCCGAGAUGACGGAGGAACUGGACUCCUUCUUUCAGGACGCCUAACGGGAGCGUGUUUGGUUUUUUUGUUUUUUUUUUAUAGAAUUAAAGUAUCUUUUGAAAGGGGGCUGAGGGUUCCAUAUUGUUCAUAGUUUGACUCCCCUAUCAUGUAAGUUUC